Messenger RNA from Bursaphelenchus okinawaensis, 1126 nucleotides. The record is from the annotation of a GenBank genome assembly. Lineage: Eukaryota; Metazoa; Nematoda; Chromadorea; Rhabditida; Aphelenchoididae.
AUGGAUUUUUACAACGACUACAAAGACAGAAUAGUUUGGCCAGCAGCUCCAGGCGUUGUGUUUAUUUUGUUUUCAGUAAUUGUUGGCAUCUUUGGGAAUACAAAUAUUGUCUUGGCUACAUUUCGGAAUAGGUAAUACUUCUUUUUACUUUUGUUUAUUCAUAAUAUAGCAUUUUAUCUACUUGAACAUUUUUGGCAGUAGAAAAGAUGACAUUUAUUUUUGUUUUUGGAUUACAAAGGUUAGAAAUCAUAAUAUAAUUUUAUAAAAAUACAAUACUUUUUACCGAGAAGUUACAGUGUUUCAAUGUAUAAUAUAAGGUCACAAAGAUCACAUGCUCCUUUAGUAUGUAAUCUUUAUUUAGGCUAAAGCCAUAUUUGAGAGCUAAGUCGCUGAAGAGGAGUGUGAGGAGAGCUUGGCUAAGAGAAUUAGACCUAGAAAUUUUAAAUUUAGGGGCUUUAGCUAAAAAAACAAUUUUUUUUUGUUAAAAACAUAGAAUAUCGUUCAUUACUUUACAACAUAUAUAUAAUACACUAUGGGAAUUUCUUGUUAGGAAGAUACGUCAAUUUAUAAUAUAUACAAAAAAAACUAAUUAGUUACAUAUAACAUUGCUUAUAACUCGGCAUUUCCGGUCUCACGUUCACAAAUUGCCAAAUAGCUUAAGAUAAUAGAGUUUCAAAGCUGACUGUAAUAUAUGACAAAAACGAGUUCGUAUGUAGAUUUAUACAUUACAUUGCAAUUCAUUGUAUAUGUGAAAUUAUAUAUAAUAGAUGAAUAUGAGACAUAAAUGAUGACAUUAGAAAAAGUUAACAACGGUCAAAAAUUAGCAAAAAAAUGCAAUACAAUUUUAAAAUGGAACCCUUAUGUAAAAAUUUUUUAACUUUUAUUUUUCAGCAGAACCCGCCAAUCAGUUCAUAUUUUAAUCGCAGCUACAGCCUUCUCUGACAUUGUACAUCAGUUCUCUCAUGUCAUUUUUGCUUUUGAAUUCUUCACUUUAAACACGUUUAACAGCCUCAACAACUGCUUUUACCUACAGGUUUUGUCAUUCUGUGGAAUGAACUUUGGAUCCUUCUCUUACUUUACCAUCGGGUUGGAUCGGUUGAUAUGCGUGCUUUUUCCAUUACGGUAG